Pieris brassicae (large cabbage white) is the source of this 2704-nucleotide messenger RNA. Its product is annotated as putative sodium-dependent multivitamin transporter. The record is from RefSeq and is a predicted model, not a curated record. Gene Ontology annotation, cellular component: membrane. NCBI's taxonomy places the organism in Eukaryota, Metazoa, Arthropoda, Insecta, Lepidoptera, Pieridae. Bases 502 to 2199 code for a protein of 565 amino acids. Gene Ontology annotation, molecular function: symporter activity. The transcript is spliced from 11 exons. Gene Ontology annotation, biological process: transmembrane transport; sodium ion transport.
GAUGUCGACUGACGGGAAUGGCCUCUUGUUUCGCAGUUCGCACUCGAUAUAAUCAAUAGAUUGGACGUGUUCCGUGCAAAUUAAUUCGAAAUAAGAUAAAAUAUUAAGUUAUGAUAACUGUUAAUUUGUAUCAUAAAGUGUGGUUACAUUUAUAUUAGAAAAUUUUUCCGUAUUUAAAAUAUUGCACAACUAUGAACUAACGUUAAACCAACGUGGAACGAAGUAUAGACUACAGAAUUUUAACCUUUGAUCAGUCAGCUGUCUUAUGUGACAAAUUGCCGUCGAAGUUUAUGAAACCCCAGAAAUUAUUCAAUUAAUUCUAAAUGAUGACUUCAACCUUUGAAAUUGACGAACCCAAAUACGAUAAGGAGCACAAAGUCCAAUAGGACGGAUUUCCAAGAAAAUUAUGCUGGUCUGAACGUGAAGGACAAUAAAAAAAUUACAAAGCAAUCGGAAAAGAUACCUUUUAAAUAAAACUAAGGUACUUAAUCUUAAGAUAAGAUGACGCGAAUGGUGUUUGGGCCUUGGGACUUUGUCAUUAUGACAUUGACUAUGAUUACGUCCAUCGGCAUUGGUAUAUAUUUUAGAUUUAGUGGAGGCAAGCAGAAAACAAACGAGGAAUACCUCAUGGCCAAUCGUAAUAUGUCAGUAUUUCCAGUCGCUGUAUCAUUGAUGGCAUCAUUUGUAUCAGCCAUUACCCUAUUAGGGAUAUCGUCUGAAAAUUACUAUAAUGGCAUGCAAUUUGUUGUUAUAAACAUAUCUUACUUUUUGGCUACUCCGAUAGCUUCUAGAUAUUAUUUGCCGGUGUUCUUCGGCUUGCAGAAGACAAGUACUUACGAAUAUUUGGAAUUAAGAUUUGGCCCGCGUAUACGCACGUUGGCGUCUUUAACGUACACACUUCAGAUGAUACUUUAUAAUGGAGUUGUGUUGUAUGCACCAGCGAUUGUUCUAGAAUCAGUGACGGGUCUGGAUAGAGUAAUCUCAAUACUAGUGGUGGGACUUGUAUGCACGUUUUAUUCGACUAUAGGAGGUAUGAAGGCUGUUCUCUUUACGGAUUUGCUGCAAUCGUUUCUGAUGUUUGCAUCUGUGGUCAGCGUGUUAGUAUUUGCAUCCAUACAAGUUGGAGGUUUGGGAAAUAUAUUUGCAGCAGCCAAGGAAGGCGGGCGUUUGGAUUUUUCACACGUAAGCUUGGAUCCGACAGAACGCCAUACAUGGUGGUCACUCAUCAUUGGUGGUUUAAUUAUGUAUCUAUCUUUAUAUGCUGUUAAUCAUACGCAAAUUCAACGUCUGUUAACGGUGAGCACAUUGGCCCGUUCCCAGCAAUGUAUGUGGUGGAAUUUGCCCGUAUUGUCUAUCCUAAGUAUUGUAACUUGUAUCAGUGGACUCGCGAUAUAUGCGGUGUACAAGGAUUGUGAUCCGUAUGCUGCUGGAUAUAUCACAGCUAUAGACCAGCUGAUGCCGUACUACGUGGUAGACUCGAUGCGCUCAGUGCCAGGUUUGGCAGGACUUUUUGUGGCGGGAAUCUUCAGCGCUUCUCUUUCCACGAUUUCGGCCUCUUGCAACGCGUUAGCUGCUGUUACUCUCACAGACUACGUCAGCAGAUGGUGCAAAAUUAAUGACAUGUACAUACCUUGGUUGACUAAAAUCGCGGCGUGCGGAUAUGGCUUGUUGUUUCUGGCUCUAGCCUUUUUGGCUGGGUAUUUGGGAGGCGUUCUCCAAGCUGCGUUUACGAUUUUCAGUGCUGUUGGUGGGCCAUUGUUCGGCGUUUUUACUCUUGGAAUGUUCACUACGUAUGCUACGGAGAUGGGUGUAACGCUAUCUCUAAUUAGUGGUAUGUCUCUCACUCUAUUGAUGAAUUUUGGCCGGCCUCGCCCUGCGCUCGUAAAAUUACCCGUGAAUGUGGGUAAUUGUCCGGGAAAUGUGACACUCACACCAACACCUAUUGUUGACCCUAGUGAAUACUUCUACUUGUACAGGAUCUCAUAUAUGUGGUCAAGUCCGAUUGGCUUCGUAUGGGUUCUCGUAGUGGGUUCUAUAAUAUCGCUGGCCUGGCGUCAACCCCAACCGUGGCAUCAAGCAGGAAAGCGCCAUCCUGAUCCAAAGCUCUUCACUCCACCACUAGCUAAGUGGUUAAAGCGUAAAUACCAAGAAGACCAGAGCGUUGAGGUACACCUCAUCAACGCCGAAUAUAAAUCGUAAUUUUUUUUAGGAUUUUUAAAACGAUGACUUUUAAAAUAGAUUUUGUAGAAUUUUAUGAUCUGAUCGUGUAUUGUGUUGCUAAGUAACACAAAAUGGCUGUGAAGGGCAGUAUUGUAACAAUGAUAAGAAAAAGUACUUAAUUAAAUGCAAUUACAUCUACAGUGAUUCUAACCUACACCUUUGUCCGACAUUCCUUUAUCUAGAAUAUCUAUUUAUUUGUUUUGAAUUUCCUGUCCAGUAUCCCAGCUGGCUUUUUAAAUCUGCCUUGGUCACAAGUUAGGCGAGUUUUUUCCAGGGUACUAAGUGAGGGUACCAAAUUAACACUUAAUUCAAGCACUUAUGUUAUUGCUAAAAUAUUCUAAAUUUAAAUUUGGAUUAUAAAAAUUAAAUAAACGAAACAAAUGAAAUUUUUGCUAUUCACAUGAAAUAUGCAAUUUAUUGUAUUCAGUAUUCAUUUGUCAUAGAUAUUAAGUAUUUAUGUAGUUAAGACAUGAACAGUUUAUAU